Molecule: messenger RNA, 624 nt
Organism: Daldinia childiae
Lineage: Eukaryota; Fungi; Ascomycota; Sordariomycetes; Xylariales; Hypoxylaceae
Product: Minor allergen Alt a 7
Exons: 3
Coding region: 1-624 (207 amino acids)
Molecular function (GO): NAD(P)H dehydrogenase (quinone) activity; FMN binding
Source: RefSeq, a predicted model, not a curated record
AUGGCACCCAAGAUUGCUAUCGUCUAUUACUCCACCUAUGGCCAUGUCCGCCAACUAGCCGAGGCUGAGAAGCGCGGCAUUGAGAAGGCUGGUGGUACCGCCGAUCUCUUCCAGAUUCCUGAGACUCUCUCCAAGGAGAUUCUGGCCAAGAUGUAUGCUCCUGGCCCAGCUGCCGAUGUCCCGGUCUUAUCGGAUCCGGCGACUCUCGAGUCGUACGACGGUUUCUUGCUCGGUAUCCCGACGCGCUACGGAAACUUCCCGGCGCAAUGGCGCGUAUGGUGGGACCAGACCGGAAAGCAGUGGCAAAGCGGUGCUUUCCACGGCAAGAUGGCCGGUCUCUUCAUCUCAACGGCCUCUCUAGGCGGUGGUCAGGAGUCGACUGCUCUAGCGGCCAUGUCCACCUUUGCCCACCACGGCAUCAUCUACGUCCCCUUCGGUUACGCCAAGGCCUUCGGCACUCUGACUGACCUUUCCGAGGUCCACGGUGGUGGCCCCUGGGGUGCUGGUACCUUCGCUGCAGGCGAUGGCUCGCGCCAGCCCAGCGAGAAGGAGCUCUCCGUCGCUGAGAUCCAGGGCACCGAGUUCUACAAGACCGUUGCUAAGUUCGCUUCCGGAUCUGCGUGA